AUGGGAAUUGUUGAAGUGCGCAUUAUAUCUUUCAAAGCCACCAUGCGCGUCGUCAACGCUGUGACAGGCGUCCUAGCGGCGUUUCUGAGUCGAAAGGAAUCUCAUGCACAAAUUAGUAAUGCCGAGUGGCAUGCAGGUAUCCCGUUGACGACUUGGAGUGCUAAGACUGUGCCGUCCGUGUGCGCACUCGACGUCUUCCACUUUAAGGUUCGAUUCCCCAUAUCUCAGCCCACAAACAUAUACGAACAUCAUGACCAUUUCAAGUGGCAACUGAUCCUCCAGAGAGAGAACAAGCUACAAGCUGGCACAAUUGUCGCCUCUGGGCAAUUAAGAGUCACGCAACUGAGCACGGAUGACCGGGAACUAGAAGAAGAUGAUAAGAAUUCUGAAGAACCGGAUGAAGAUGGGCUCAAAUGUGAAUUUGACUCUGACUUUUGUAUUCCAAAACUAGUUGGUAUUCGUUUGCCAAACAUCGACACCGGAAUUCCAGAAAAGACCUCGUUGCUGCAGAAUCAUACAAUUGUGCUAAAUUUCGAGCAGCCGACAAACCGCCCUGAUGCAAAAUCGAAAGUGGAUAUUGAUCGCUUUGUAACUUUUACAGAAUAUAUUGGAGACGAGCUGAAUGGCAUGUGGUCAGACGAUGGACGUGUGGUUGUGAUUCGGAUCACCCGCAUUAAUGCUAAAAAAGUGAAACCUGUCGGAGAGCUAAUGCAAGGGCUACUGCGUACAAACAUCAUUGUUGCAGGCAAGAAAGCAGGUCGAGUUGAGAACAAGACGUUUACGUAUGAAGGAUUCCAGAGCCUCCGUAUUGAGCGGUAUGGAAUUUAUACAAUUUGUAUUUUAGCUCGUAAUGAGGUGGUAUUACGAUCACCCAUGGUCACGGUCGUGCCGUGUGAUGCAUCAUAUGUUGUGCUGGAUUCGACGCGUCCCGCACAAAGAACCGAAGAUAUAGAUGGCAAAGCUAUGAGUGAUACAAGCCCAAGUUUUGCAAUUGAUGGGAUGCUGACGCAUGGAGGGGGUGAAGGGUUUGUACUUCCGCAUGCAUUAAUUCAAAUGGAAACCCCAGGCUCCUGGAGCUUAAGCUUUUGGGUCUUUUUGAUUGAAAAUUGUACAGGUGAUUUUCGAAGCUUGUUUUUUCAUGGAGAUGGUGAAAAUCAGCAACGAACGCCAUCGGCCUGGUGGAAACCGAAUGAGCGUCGGCUUGUCUUGCGGGUUAGCACAACGACCAGUGCCGACGUUGGAAUAGAUAGUGCGAGCGAACUUCCUCUUUAUGAAUGGGUUCACAUGGGAUUUACAUUUGUAAAUUGCUCUCACAGUAAUACACACGAGAAAUGUUCACUCAAAGAAAGCAGUCAAAGCUGGAAUUAUUCAUAUUCUCUUUAUAUUGAUGGAAUGCUCGAUACCCAGAUGCAUAUUCAUGAAUCAGUUGCCCCAAACACUGGUCCCUUGUACAUUGGUAAAGGACCGGGGACAGAUGGAAUGCGUGGCUUUACGAGCAGCAUAAAGGUGUUCCCAGCUCCUAUCUCACCGGAUAAACAUCGCAGGCUAUAUUUAUCAGAGAGACACCUGCACGAAAAGUACACGAACUGUGUUCAGGAUUCGUCGUUUGAAGAUGAGAUUUCAGAGCCGACAGUACAGAUAACCUAUUUAACGCAGUGCUUUCAUUAUCUUAGCAAAUUUGACAGAUAUGCGGUCAAUGGAAAUGUUGGUCUCGACAAUUCUUUUCCAGUUGCCGAUACUGCAUUGGAGGAGCUGACUACUGCUUUAGAGCUAUGCGAUUCGGUUGCUUGGGAUUUGCUAGUCGAAGCUGCAGAUAACGGGAAUCCAAAUGCAUGUCGGGAUGUCGGUCAUGCCUAUUUGUACGGAUCAACCGAAACCUUACAUCAUUGCUUCGCAUCUAUCCCCGUUAAGCAAAACUUGACCGCUUCGAGACAAUUUCUUUCUAAAGCAUUUCGUGACGGAGUAUACAGCGCUGGAAAGCCUCUAGCACUCUCACUUGCUUUAGAGAGAGAGACAGGAACCCUUGAUGGCGGCAAACUUGACUUGCUGACGACAGGGCUCAUCCAUUUCGCUGCAGCCAAUGGUGAAAAGGAUGCAUUUGCAAUGCUGGGACACCGAUAUUGCGAUUUAGAUACAGAACUGGCGACAUAUUACUAUUAUCAUGCCGCUGUCGAAGCAGCCAGGAAUUACCAUCAACAUGGAAAGCAACCAUUACAUGAAAUGACACGACUUUAUGACUCGUUUAAAAGAGACGUGACAGUGGGCGAGCGGGGUGACGACGACGAGCAUAUUCAAUUUCAAAAAUUGCGCGCUGAUAAUGGCGACGUUGAAGCGAUGGCAGCAAUGGGGGACAUUUAUUACUGGGGUGCUCACGGAAUCUCCCGUGACCAUGAGGAGGCAUUUAAGUACUAUUAUCAAGCAGCUGAAGCAGGCGAUGUCAAGUCGCAGACAGCAAUAGCUGGAAUGCUUCUCAAAGGGGAAGGAGUAGCUCAAGACAAUGUCACAGCCAUCAAGUGGUACGAAGAGGCCUCAAAAGAGAAUCACACGCGAGCGCUGAAUGGCUUGGGCUUUAUUCACUUUUACGGAAGUGGUGGCGUUGCAGAGAACAAGGCACUAGCACUUGAGUACUUUGAGCGGGCUGCAGCAAACGAAUUAGACGGUGAUAGCAUUUUUAAUGCUGGAUAUUGUCAUGCGAUGGGACAUGGUACAAGUGUCAACAUCAGCCGUGCAAUGGAAUAUUACGAUGUGGCUGCAAAAAAAUUCGGACAUUUUGAUGCCAUCUUCGAAAUGGGCAAGAUGUACUUUGAAGGGUUGACACCAAUAACACGCAACUGUACGAAGGCACUUCAAUACUUAAAAGCGGCGUCUGAUGGCGGACAAUGGGGUAACGUUGUGAGAAAAGGCUUCAAUUUGUACAUUAAUGGUGAGUUUGAGCGUGCUGUGGUUUCCUAUUAUGAAGCCCAUGAGCUUGGAUAUUCCGUAGCAAUUAGCAAUUUAGCCUUCCUUUUUGACCAGCAUCUUUUGCAGCAAGGAAGCGAGGCCAGUGAACGCCGAGCGCUAAAAUAUUUGUUGCUGACGUACAAAGCAAAUGGAGACAAAGAAGUUCUUGUGCGUAUUGGAGAUUAUCACUACUACGGACUUGCUGGGCUGAGUAGGGAUCCAGAGAUCGCUCUUCGAUGGUACAGCCGUGCUAGCGCCGCGGGUGUCGCUGUCGGAGCAUUCAAUGUCGGUCAAAUGUACGAAUUAGGCGACGGUGUCAAAACUCAUUUGAAUCGUGCUCAUCGUUAUUAUAUCCGCGCACUGGAGCUAGCAGCUGAACAAUCAGAAACUCGGUUGGCUACCCGUAUCGCGCUCGCCAGAUUAACCAUUCGAAAUUGGUUACGCAACACCUAUUUAGAAAAAAUUCUUGGCUUGAAAAGCGCACUUCACUCAAGUCAAAAAUCAAACAUGUCAGCUACAGACUCAACAAAGCCAUGUGGUGUAAGUAUCAGCCCCUUUGACGGGGAAGCAUGUGUGCUUAUCUUCACAGUAACGACUCUUUGCAUCGCGAUCGGCGUAUGGUACCUGAAGAAAUAA
Plasmopara halstedii is the source of this 3576-nucleotide messenger RNA. Its product is annotated as Extracellular protein SEL-1 and related proteins. Bases 1 to 3576 code for a protein of 1191 amino acids. The record is from RefSeq and is a predicted model, not a curated record. NCBI's taxonomy places the organism in Eukaryota, Oomycota, Peronosporomycetes, Peronosporales, Peronosporaceae. The transcript has a single exon. Gene Ontology annotation, molecular function: protein binding.